This is a messenger RNA of Scedosporium apiospermum, 678 nucleotides long. RefSeq lists its product as uncharacterized. NCBI's taxonomy places the organism in Eukaryota, Fungi, Ascomycota, Sordariomycetes, Microascales, Microascaceae. The record is from RefSeq and is a predicted model, not a curated record. Bases 1 to 678 code for a protein of 225 amino acids. The transcript has 4 exons.
AUGGAACUGGGAAAAUUCAUUCAAGGAGACGUUGAGUCGGAUGGACAGAAUGUAGUGUUGUACGUCAUCAAAGCGGACCAAACCUCAUACAUCAACUAUAUCAAACCACUGAUCCUCGCCGUAGAGCUCGGCGCUCCGCAUGUGCUGUCUAUCAUCGACACGAAGGAUGAGUGGUACUUCAGGAUACACCCGCAGAGGAUGGUGCCGGCCUUGAAAGACAAAGACCCUGUCACAGGCGAGGAAGUCAUCGUAUUCGAGUCUACCGCAUGUCUGCAGUACCUAUGCGAACGCUUCGAUGAGCAGGGUACUUGGGCGGGUAGGACAGCCGCAGAAAAAGGCAGUGUGCUCGCUUGGACUGCGUACCAAACCGCAGCACUUGGACAGAAUCCAGUGCAGUUACCAAGAACCAUUGAGCAGCUUCACAAGGAUACCCUCCGACAAUGGGAUAUCCUAGAAAAGCGACUUGCGGAACCUGGACAAAACUACAUCGCUCUCAAGGACCGCCCGACGAUUGCCGAUCUUUCGUACUUGCCCUUCUCGAUGCCGUAUAUGUUCAAGUUGUUUGAAGUCAACAUAGAAGACUGGCCUCACAUCGACAAAUGGUCACAGGACAUGCUCUCACGCCCAGCGGUUAGAUUGGUUUUGGACAGGGCACCGAAGAUCGGCCAUGACCUGUAG